Molecule: messenger RNA, 1002 nt
Organism: Lodderomyces orthopsilosis Co 90-125
Lineage: Eukaryota; Fungi; Ascomycota; Pichiomycetes; Serinales; Debaryomycetaceae
Exons: 1
Coding region: 1-1002 (333 amino acids)
Molecular function (GO): oxidoreductase activity, acting on the CH-OH group of donors, NAD or NADP as acceptor
Source: RefSeq, a predicted model, not a curated record
AUGACUGUGAUUGUUACUGGUGCUACAGGCUACAUUGCUCAACACAUAAUCAAAGAGUUAUUAAAGGAAAACUGCAAUGUCAUUGGAACUGUCAGAUCUGAAAGCAAGGGAGAAUAUUUAUCAAGCUUGAUCAAUUCACCAUAUUUCACCUAUGCUGUGGUGCCAAAUAUUAUUGCGGAGGGCGCGUUUGAUCAAUUAUUAACGGAAAACAAUGAUGUUGAUUGCUUCAUUCAUGCAGCAAGUCCUGUUGAUUUUCAAGCUAAAGACAUACAAAAUGAACUUUUGCGACCAGCAAUUGAAGGCACCAAAAACGUUCUCCAUGCAAUUGAGAAAUAUGGCAAUGUAAAGAAUAUUAUUGUUACGUCAUCCACUGCUGCUGUACGUGACUCUAGCGGAAAUAGAGAUCCCGAAAAAUGGAUUAAUGAGCUGACUUGGAACAAGAUCACCUUAGAACAAGGUUUAGUGUCGGCAAGAUUGGGGUACGAUGUUGCAAAGACUUUCGCAGAGAAGGAAGUGUUGAAGUUUGCCGAUAAAAACAAGGGUAUUUUUAAUAUUACCACAGUGAAUCCCACUUUUGUGUUUGGACCUCAAGCAUACGAGGUCAAAUGCAAAGAGAAACUCAAUGAGUCUGCUGAGAUCGUCAAUCGUGUGUUGAAGCUGAAUCCUGCAGAUGAAAUACCACUUCAUGUUGGACGCUUUAUUGAUGUUCGUGACGUAGCAAAGGCACAUGUUGAGGCAAUGAAAAGACCAGAGGAAUUUGAUGGCAAAAGACUAAUUCUUCUCCAUGCCGGAUGCACAAAUGAGUUAAUUGCCAGCAUCAUCAACAAACAUUUCCCAAAUGUCAAUAUUCCGAAGGGACUGUUGGAAAAGCACGAGGAACAAAUGAAAACCGGUGAUAUGAAAUGGGACAACUCCGAGACCAAAGCCCUCUUGGGUUUUGAAUUCAUGUGUGUGGAGGAUUCAAAUAUCGAGACAGUGAAACAAAUUCUUGAUGCAAAGUAA